CAUUCUUUGUCGAAGGCUUAUGUUGUGUUUGGCGUGACUCAUAAUAUUUUUAGUGCAAAAUUGUGCCCGAUAAAUAAUCAGCAAUUAUAAUAAUCAUAUCACAAUAAUAAAGCACUUUAUUUAAUCGCUUUAAUACAACGUAGUUAGAUAAAUGAGUACUGGUGGAAUAUAAAGCAUAUUCAUUCUAUAGUUAUUAAAAGUGUUAACUUCAUAUUAAAUAAAAAAAUGGAUAAAUGCAGCAAUAACAUUCUUAAAAAUAAACAGGAUAUGAAAAUAGAAAUGGAGAAGGAAGAUCCUGAAGAGACAAUCCUAAAACUUCAAAAUCAAAUAGAAAAUUUCAAAUUAAAAAUGGAGGAUUUUGCUGGACACGUGAAGAGAUUUGAAAUAGAGAAAAAAGAACGCAUUCGCAGAAACAACGACAAAAUUAAUUUAAUUGCCGGGAUGAUUUUUAACCAUAUGAAUGAGUUGUACGAACAAGUUUUGGAGAAAUUAAAUCAAAAAGAGGCCGUUGCAGAAGAAAAUCAGGAAAUGAACAAUGAAAUGUGGAAAAAUACUGAAAAUACUGCUUUGAACAUUAUUGAAGAUUUGAAGGUUAUUUACAAUGAGGGAGCUGGUGUUUUAAACGAAUAAAUCCUUGAAUUCCAAAAUGUAUUUAAUCUUUAAUAAUAAUAUGUUUGUAAUAACAAUUAUUUUACUAAAGUAAUAAAAGUUUUUU
This is a messenger RNA of Psylliodes chrysocephalus, 715 nucleotides long. Lineage: Eukaryota; Metazoa; Arthropoda; Insecta; Coleoptera; Chrysomelidae. The record is from the annotation of a GenBank genome assembly.